AUGCCCGCGGCGCUUGAAUCCAAGUGUUUAAAUCCUGACAACAUCCCCGAGUUGGCAUACACCACCAAGGGUACAGUAAGAGUAACGGGCAGCAACAUCCCCAAGAGCAAUGGCCACGGCGGUGGCGGCAAACUCACGGCCGGUGGGGCCGGUGGCCGUGGCAGUGACUGCGGGGUCGCUCCCAUGGGAGUGAGCGACGACGACAUCGCCGGCGGUGACUUUGGCGGCGGCGGAAGCAGCGACGGGGACGUUGACGAUGGCGACGGUUCCGCUGCGAGUACUUCGUCUCCGACCAAUUCCGCGUCGAGUGCCUCGUCUUCAACUGAUUCCGCGUCGAGAAGCCCGUCUUCGCCCGAUUCCCCGGGCACACCAGAUGCCAACGAGCGGCAGGUUGCCCCUGCGUUUGACGGUGCUGUCCCGACCGGUUCCGAGUGCCCCGUCUUCCGCCGAUUCCCGGGGCGGAGAGAAAGGUGGUGGCAAGGGCAAGGGCAAGGGCAAGGGCAAGGGCAAGGGUAA
Ectocarpus siliculosus is the source of this 516-nucleotide messenger RNA. NCBI's taxonomy places the organism in Eukaryota, Phaeophyceae, Ectocarpales, Ectocarpaceae. The record is from the annotation of a GenBank genome assembly.